GCCGUCCCAUGGUUGUCCGGUUUGAACAAGUGAAGGUCCACCCAUUUGUCUCAUGCUGCGAGUAGGGCAAUGCCUCUUGCCUCUCAGCCGUAGUUACUGUCGCUGUGUUCACACAACCAGGUUGGUGAAGGAAGAUCCAAGAUGGCCAGGAUGGAACGUAGUUGUCGGGAUUGAAGUCCAUGCACAAAUCAAGUCCAGACAGAAGCUGUUCUCGCAUGCACUAACGUCCGAUUUAAGUGAACCUCCAAAUACCCAUGUGGUGUCCUUCGAUGCGGCCUUUCCGGGUACCCUUCCGAGAUUGAAUCCGAAAUGUGUCGAGCUGGGCGUAAGGACAGCCAUUGCGCUGAACUGUCAAGUGCAGCGCCGGUCUGCAUUCGACCGGAAACAUUAUUUCUAUCCAGACUUGCCUUCUGGAUACCAGAUCACCCAACAUUAUGCUCCUCUUGCCACUGACGGUACGCUUCGUCUGAGCGAAGAAGAUGCUGUGGUACGCAUCAAGCAAAUCCAGCUCGAACAGGAUACUGGUAAAACUACGUUCGACCCCCGUAGACGGAUUUCCACUAUUGAUCUGAACAGAGCGGGUACUGGUUUGAUGGAAAUCGUAUCAGAGCCAGACCUUCGGUCGCCAGAAGAGGCAGGUGAAUAUGUCAGAGCCCUUCAAGCACUUCUGCGCUCUGUGGGCUCCAGUGACGGUAACAUGGAACAGGGCUCUUUGCGCUGCGACGUCAACGUGUCGGUGAACAGGCAGCACGAGUCACUAGGUACUCGCUGCGAAAUCAAGAACCUGAACAGUGUGAAAUUCAUGAUGGUUGCGAUCACGUGCGAGGCUUUCAGACAAAUCGAACUACUAGAGAAAGGCCUUCCCGUCAUUCAAGAAACUAGAGGUUUCGAUGAAGCUAGUGCAGCGACGUUUUCACUCCGUAACAAAGAAGAUGCCCCGGAUUACAGAUACAUGCCCGAUCCCAACCUGCCACCUUUACUGCUUGAUCAGACGUAUAUCAAUACCAUUCGCCAAUCUAUGCCCGAACUACCACAAGAAACACGAUCCCGUCUUUUGGCUCAAGGACUCUCGGAACGAGAUGCGGAUGUUCUUAUGGCAAUAGACAUGGGCAGGGAAGUUGGUUAUGAUGGUGUUCUUGGUCAUGGUGCAGUGGCGUACUUCGAUACCGUCUCACGUGGACGAGAUCCCAAGGUAGUGGUAAAUUGGAUUACGCAUGAAUUACUUGGUCAGUUAGCUUUGCGAAAGGAGACUUUCAAGGAGAAUCGAUUCUCCACUGAACAGUUAGGCGAGUUGAUUGAUCUCGUACAAAGCAAGAGAAUUACUGGGACGUCUGGUCGAAUGCUUCUGCGACAUAUCUUGACUCACGGAUCCUCCGAAAUGCCAUCCAAACUCGCUGAAAAGAUGUCACUGUUCGUCUCUGCGUCUGACAGCACGUCCCUAGAAACGUGGUGCAAGGAAGUUAUUGAAGCUCUUCCGGAGGAAGCUCAGGCUGUUCGCAAUGGAAAUAUGAACGUCUUGAAUAAGCUGGUGGGACGGGUGAUGAAGACGAGUAAGGGUAGGGCUGAUGCAAAGGCAGUCCGUAAUGCUCUGCAAGAUUUACUUUCAACAAAAAUGUAAUAUACCACACUCUGUUUCUUAAAUCUACACGCAUUGUGACCUUUCUUAU
This is a messenger RNA of Somion occarium, 1667 nucleotides long. NCBI's taxonomy places the organism in Eukaryota, Fungi, Basidiomycota, Agaricomycetes, Polyporales, Cerrenaceae. The record is from the annotation of a GenBank genome assembly.